Pseudonaja textilis is the source of this 9222-nucleotide messenger RNA. The record is from RefSeq and is a predicted model, not a curated record. Lineage: Eukaryota; Metazoa; Chordata; Lepidosauria; Squamata; Elapidae.
CCAGCCGAACCUACAGCGGUUCCGGGCGCAGCUGAGCGAGGCCCGCCGAGGCAGGGACACCCUGCUGGCCCGGGACGCGGCGCUCUCGGAGGCGGAGCAGCAGCGGCUCCAGGGUUUCCUGAGGCUGGAGAUGGCGCUGCUCCGCUGGUUCCAGGCGCGCGGCGAGCGCGAGGCGGCCCGGCGGGCCCGACGGAGAAAGCCCGUCGGCGGUACGAGUGGAGUGGCCGCGUCUGCCGCGGGCGGCGAGAGGUCUGCAGCACCGCCGGCCCUGGCCAAGGAGGAGGAGGCGGCGCCGAGCGAGGACAAAGAGCAGCCGGUGCCGGCCGAGCCAGCAGCCGCACCCACCACUUCAGUGGAGAAAAUCCAGAACCUCGGAGCCCUUGGCAGCCUUUGCAAGACAGGAUUUCCUCUGCAGGGGAAGGAAAGAAGGAAGGAAGGAAGGGAGCGGAAGGACCAGCAGGGAUCUGUCCUGCGGCCCCAGAAAUGGUCCUGUGAAGGAAGAGGCCCCUGGAGACCUCCAGAGUCCCUGGAGCCCUUUGGAGCUUCUGUGCCGGAGAGAGGAAGGAUGCGGACACCCCAUUUGGCCAAGGAGGGGAGCGGAAAAGGCCCUGCGGUUCUUCAGCCUGGCAGCUGUGGGGAGAGCUGGACCAGAACCAGGCAGAAGGUCCUGCAGGAGGGAACCAUCCUCCCUUCAGAAGUUCUGCCCUGGUCCUUCAUCCGAUACCAGGAGGCUGAAGGUCCCCGAGGACUUUGCAGCCGACUCCAUGACUUGUGCAGGCGAUGGCUGAGCCCAGGAAAGCACAGCAAAGCCCAGAUGCUGGACCUGGUGGUUCUGGAGCGGCUCCUGGCUCUCCUGCCCCCAGAGAUGGAGGACUGGGUGCGGGAAUGUGGAGCAGAGAGCAGCUCCCAGGCAGUGGCCCUGGCGGAAGGCUUCCUCCUGAGCCAGGCGGAGGAGCAGAAGGAGCCUCUCCAGUGGCAGUGCUGCACUGUGGAGAUCAGAGAUCCUGAGGGAAAGAAGAACCCAUCAAAUCCCUCUCAGGAGCUAUUUUUCAGGAGGAUCCCUUGGGAAGAUCAAAGUCAGGACACCUCAGGAGAGAAACAAAGAAUGAAGCUUUCUGAUUUUUAUGAUGGAGAUCAAACAGCAGUUGAACCUCCAAAUCAAGAGAGUCUGGUGUCCUUCGAGGAGGUGGCUGUGUAUUUCUCUGAAGAGGAAUGGUCUCAGCUGGAUCCUGACCAGAAAGCGCUGCAUUCGGAAGUCAUGCUUGAAAACUAUAAGAACGUGGUCUCUCUGGGUAAAAAUGGGCAGGAGAAUCGAGAUUCCUGUGAACUGUUCCAAGUGAUCAGUGCUAAAGAUGGAACGAAGAAGUUUGGAAUUCAAAUGGAAUUCGAAAGCAACCAGAGAAACCAGUCAAAGAAUUGGAAUCAGGAAAACUUAUCUUCCACUGAUGCUCCAAUGCAAGACUUUCUUGCCCAACAAGGGAAAAUAAGAAAAAAAUAUACUGGAAAAAGUGUGAAGCUAAUCAAAGCUAAAGUACAAAUAAAUGAACCCUAUUUAACCCAAAACAAAGGAGAAGAUGCUAUAAGAAGACACAAGGGAGAAAAUUACAAUGGGACUUUCAUUCCUUCUCUUGGGAAUAACUUCCUUACAUCUCAAAAAGUGAUUGACACAAAAGAGAAGCCUUAUAAAUGUUCGGAAUGUGGAAAAUGUUUUAGAACAAGCAGUCAAUUUACUAUCCAUAAAAGGAUCCACACAGGGGAGAAACCAUAUGAAUGCAUAGAGUGUGGAAAGACCUUUGCUCAAAGAGGUAAUCUUACUUCCCAUGAAAGGAUUCACACAGGGGAGAAGCUGUAUAAAUGCAUGGAGUGUGGAAGAACGUUUACUCAUAGCAGUGGACUUAGAAGCCACAAAAAGAUCCACUCAGGAGAGAAACCAUAUAAAUGCAUGGAGUGUGGAAAGACCUUUGCUCAAAGAGGUAAUCUUAUUUCCCAUAAGAUAAUCCACACAGGAGAGAAGCCGUAUAAAUGCAUAGAGUGUGGAAGGACGUUUACUCAUAGCAGUGGACUUAGAAGUCACAAAAAGAUCCACUCAGGAGAGAAACCAUAUAAAUGCAUGGAGUGUGGAAAGACCUUUGCUCUGAGCAGUACGCUUACUUCCCAUGAAAGGAUCCACACAGGGGAGAAACCAUAUAAAUGUAUGGAAUGUGGAAAGACCUUUGCUCGUAGCUGUACACUUAUUUCCCAUGAAAGGAUCCAUACAGGGGAGAAACCAUAUAAAUGCACGGAGUGUGGAAAGACAUUUACUCAAAGAGGUCAACUUAUUUUCCAUCAGGUGAUCCACACAGGGGAGAAGCUGUAUAAAUGCAUGGAGUGUGGAAAGACCUUUGCUUAUAAUAGUGGACUUAUUAUCCACAAAAAGAUCCAUACGGGGGAAAAGCAGUAUAAAUGCAUGGAGUGUGGAAAGAUCUUUGCUUAUAGCAGUGGACUUAUAAGCCACAAAAAGCUCCACACAGGAGAGAAAUCAUAUAAAUGCAUGGAGUGUGGAAAGACCUUUGCUCAUAAAUCUAAUCUUAUUUCCCAUAAAAGAAGCCACACAGGAGAGAAGCCAUAUAGUUGCAUGGAGUGUGGAAAGACCUUUGCUCGUAGAUAUAAUCUUACUUCCCAUGAAAGGAUCCACACAGGGGAGAAACCGUAUAAAUGCAUGGAAUGUGGAAAGACCUUUGCUCACAGAGUUAUUCUUAUUUCCCAUAAGAUGAUCCACACAGGAGAGAAACCAUUUAAAUGCAUGGAGUGUGGGAAGACCUUUGCUUAUAGUAGUGGACUUACUACCCACAAAAAGCUCCACACAGGAGAGAAACCAUUUAAAUUAAUGGAAUGUGGGAAGACCUUUGCUCAAAGAGGUCAUCUUAUUUCCCAUAAGAUGAUCCACACGGGGGAAAAAUCCAGAAAGUGUGUGGAAUGUGGGAAGAGUUUUAUUUCAAGCGGCUCCCUUGCUAAUCACAUUAGUAUUCACACGGGAGAGAAACUGUAUCAAUGUACAGAGUGUGGGAAGGGUUUCAGGUUGAAAACUCACUUCACUUCCUAUAAAAGGGUCCAUACAGCGGAGAAACCCUAUGAAUGCAUAGUGUGUGGAAAGUGCUUCGCACACACUGACAGUCAUAGUGGUUCACUUGCUUCCCAUAACAGGAUCCACACAGGGGAGAAAAAAUAUGCACGCACGAUGUGUGGAAAGAAUUUCACGUGGAGGAAUCAACUUACUUCCCAUAAAAGGAUGCAUUCAGGGGAAAAACCCUAUAAGUGCAUAGAGUGUGGGAAAAGCUUCAAUAUGAACAGUUCGCUUAUGUCUCACAAAAGGGUCCAUGCCGGAGAGAAACCUUAUCAAUGUAUAGAAUGUGGGAAAAACUUUAGCACAAACAAUGACCUUACCUCUCAUAAAAGGGUUCACACAGGAGAGAAACCCUUUCAAUGUAUAGAAUGGGGAAAGAGCUUCAGUGUGAAUAGUUCUCUUACUUGUCAUAAGAGGAUCCAUACCGGAGAGAAAAAAUAUGUAUGCGUGGUGUGUGGGAAGAAUUUCAUGUGGAGGAAUCAACUUACUUCCCAUAAAAGGAUGCAUACAGGGGAAAAACCCUAUAAAUGCAAGGAGUGCGGGAAAACCUUCAGCGUGGACAGUUCCCUUACGUCUCAUAAGAGGAUCCACACUGGAGAGAAACCCUAUGAAUGCAUAGUGUGCAAGAAGAACUUUAGCACAAGCAUUGAUCUUUCUUCCCAUAAAAGGAUCCACACAGGAGAGAAACCCUUUAAAUGCUUGGAGUGUGGAAAGUGUUUUAGCGCGAAUAGUUCCCUUACUUCACAUAGGAGGAUCCAUACAGGGGAGAAACCCUUUCAAUGCACAGAAUGUGGAAAGAGGUUCAGUAUGAAUAACUCCCUUACCUCUCAUAAACGAAUCCAUACUGGAGAGAAACCAUAUUCCUGCCUGGAGUGUGGGAAGAACUUCAGUACAAGUUGUAAUCUCCGUUCCCAUAAAAGAAUCCACAAUGGUCCGCGGCCCACCCGUUGUAAUGACUUUGAAAUUAAAAAGAGCUAUAGCAACAAUAGCAACGUUAUUCCCCAUAAAAAGACCCGUAUGGGAGAAAAACCCUAUAAAUGCCUGGAGUGUGAAAAGAGCUUCAGCAGCAGCAGUUACCUGACCAUCCAUAAAAGGAUCCACACAGGAGAAAAACCGUAUAAAUGCACAGACUGCGGAAAAAGCUUCAGUAUGAAAAGUUCCCUUACGUCGCAUAAAAGGAUUCAUACGGGAGAGAAACCUUAUAAAUGUCUGGAAUGUGGGAAAAGCUUCGGGAACAGAGACCAUCUGACUUCUCAUCAAAGGACCCAUACCGGGGAAAAGCCUUAUAAAUGCACGGACUGUGGAAAGACAUUUAAUUGGCAUGGCCACCUGACUUCUCACAAAAGGAUUCACACGGGAGAGAAACCCUAUAAAUGCCUGCAGUGUGGGAAAAGCUUCAGUAUGAACAGUUCUCUUACUUCUCAUAAAAGGAUCCACACCGGAGAGAAACCCUACCAAUGCUUAGUGUGUGGGAAAAGCUUCAGUAUGAACAGUUCUCUUACUUCUCAUACAAGGGUCCAUACUGGAGAGAAACCCUUUCAAUGCUUGGAGUGUGGAAGAAGCUUUAGUAUGAAAAGUUCCCUUACCUCUCAUCAAAGAAUUCACACGGGAGAAAAACCCUAUAAAUGCGAAGACUGUGGGAAAAGCUUUAGUAUGAAAAGUUCCCUUACUUCUCAUCAAAGGGUUCAUACAGGAGAGAAACCGUAUCAGUGCGUAGAGUGUGGGAAGAGGUUCAGCCACAGUAGUCAGCUUACUUCCCAUAAAAGGAUCCACACAGGAGAAAAACCCUUUACAUGCACAGUGUGUGGAAAGAGCUUCAGCAACAGCAAUCACCUGACCUCUCAUAAAAGAAUGCACACCGGGGAAAAACCCUAUAGAUGCACGGAUUGUGGAAAAAGCUUCAGUAUGAACAGUUCCCUUACCUCUCAUAAAAGGAUCCACUCAGGAGAGAAACCCUAUAAGUGUGCUGAGUGCGGAAAAAGCUUCAGUAUGAACAGUUCUCUUAGAUAUCAUAAAAGGAUCCAUAUGGGAGAAAAACCCUAUAAAUGCACAGAAUGUGGGAAGAGCUUCAUCCGAAGCAGUGAUCUUGCUUCCCACAAAAGGAUCCAUACAGGAGAGAAACCCUUUAAGUGUACUGAAUGUGGAAAGAGCUUCAGUGUAAAGAGUUCUCUCACUUCUCAUAAACGGAUCCACACAGGAGAAAAACCCUAUAAAUGCCUAGAGUGUGGGAAGGGCUUCAGACAAAGCUGCGACCUUGGUUCCCAUAAACGGGUCCACACAGGUGAAAAACCCUAUAAAUGCAUGGAGUGUGGGAACAGCUAUAAAAGCAGCAGUUACCUGAUCCUCCAUAAACGGGUCCACACGGGGGAGAGACCCUAUACAUGCCUGGAGUGUGGAAAGCGCUUCACUAUCAAGGGUUCUCUUACUUCUCAUGAAAGGAUCCAUACAGGAGAGAAACCCUAUAAAUGUCUACAGUGUGGGAAAAGCUUCAGCCGAAGCAGUCAACUUAGUUUCCAUAACAGGAUCCAUACAGGGGAAAAACCUUAUAAGUGCACAGAGUGUGGAAAGACCUUCGCUGCCAGUAGGUCUUUAACGUCCCAUAAAAGGACCCACACAGGAGAGAGACCCUAUAAAUGCCUGCAGUGUGGGGACAGCUUCAGAUUUAAAAGUAACCUUGCUUCCCAUAAGAGGAUACAUACUGGAGAAAAACCCUACAAAUGCAUAAAAUGUGGGAAGAGUUUCAAAAGUAGUCGUGUCUUGAUGUGCCAUAGAAGGAUCCACUCAAGGGAGAAACCUUAUAAAUGUGUGGAUUGUGGAAAGAGCUUCAGUGUAAAGAGUGCUCUUACUUCUCAUAAACGGAUCCACACAGGAGAAAAACCGUAUAAAUGUACGGAGUGUGGAAAGAGCUUCAGGGGAAGCAGUGCGCUUAUUUGUCAUAAACGGAUCCACACAGGAGAAAAACCCUAUAAAUGCACAGAGUGUGGAAAGAGCUUCACUGUAAAUUGUGCUCUUACUUGUCAUAAACGGAUCCACACAGGAGAAAAACCCUACAAAUGCCUGGAGUGUGGGAAGAGCUACAAAAACAGCAGUUACCUGAUCCUCCAUAAAAGGUUCCACACGGGAGAGAAACCCUAUAGAUGCCUGGAGUGUGGAAAGAGCUUCACUAACAAGACUUCUCUUAAUUCUCAUGAAAGGAUCCAUACAGGAGAGAAACCCUAUAAAUGCAUAGAAUGUGGGAAGACCUUCAGGCAGAGUGGUGACCUUAUUAUUCAUAAUCGGGUCCACACAGGAGAAAAACCCUUUAAAUGCAUAGAAUGUGGGAAGAACUUUAGGCAACGCGUUCAACUUAUUUUCCAUAGACGGGUCCACACAGGAGAAAAACCCUUUAAAUGCCUAGAGUGUGGAAAGAGCUUCAGCCAAAGUGGUGCCCUUGUUUGCCAUAAACGGGUCCACACAGGAGAAAAACCCUAUAAAUGCAUGGAGUGUGGAAAGAGCUACAAAAACAGCAAUUACCUGAUCCUCCAUAAACGGCUCCACACGGGAGAGAAACCCUAUACAUGCCUGGAGUGUGGAAAGAACUUCACUAACAAGACUUCUCUUACUUGUCAUGAAAGGAUCCACACAGGAGAGAAACCUCAUAAAUGUAUAGAGUGUGGGAAGAGCUUCAGCGAAAGGAGACAACUUAUUUCUCAUAACAGUAUCCAUACAGGAGAAAAACCUUAUAAGUGCACAGAGUGUGGAAAGACCUUUGCUGCCAGUAGGUCUCUGACUAAACAUAAAAGGACCCAUGCAGGAGAGAAAGUUCCAUAAUUGCUGGAAUGUGGGAAGAGCUUCAGAUUUCAAAGUCACCUUACUUCCCAUAAGAGGAUCCACAGCGACAAAAAACCCUAUAAAUGCAUGGAGUGUGGAAAGAGCUUCGGGGGAAACAGUGCUCUUCAUUAUCAUAAACGGAUCCACACAGGAGAAAAGCCCUAUAAAUGCAUGGAGUGUGGAAGGAGCUUCAGUGUAAAGAAGUCUCUUACUGCUCAUAAACGGAUGCACACUGGAGAAAAACCCUACAAAUGCAUAGAGUGUGGGAAGAGUUUCUCAACUAGCAAUUACCUGAGGUGCCAUAGAACAAUCCAUUCAGGGGAAAAACCUUAUAACUGUGUGUAUUGUGGGGAAAGGUUCAGAACGACGUGUUCCCUUAUGUUCCAUAAAAGGAUACAUACAGGAGAAAAACCCUAUAAAUGCAUGGAGUGUGGAAAGAGCUUCAGCGGAAGCAAUGCUUUCAAUUGUCAUACACGGAUCCACACAGGAGAAAAACCCUAUAAAUGCCUAGAGUGUGGGAGGGGCUUCAGACGUAUUGGUGAGCUUAUUUCCCAUAAACGGAUCCACACAGGAGAAAAACCUUAUGAAUGCACAGAGUGUGGAAAGAGCUUCAGUGUAAGGAGUUCUCUCACUUCUCAUAAACGGAUCCACACAGGAGAAAAACCCUAUAAAUGCCUAGAGUGUGGGAAGGGCUUCAAGCAAAGCUGUGCCCUUUCUUCCCAUAAACGGGUCCACACAGGAGAAAAACCCUAUACAUGCAUGGAGUGUGGAAAGAGCUAUAAAAACAGUAGUUACCUCAUCCUCCAUAAACGGGCCCACACGGGAGAGAAACCCUAUACAUGUCUGGAGUGUGGAAAGAGCUUCACUACCAAGGGUUACCUUUCUUGUCAUGAAAAGAUUCACACAGGAGAGAAACCCUAUAAAUGUCUAGAGUGUGGGAAGAGCUUCCGCCGAAGCAGUGAACUUAAUUUCCAUAAUAGGAGCCAUACAGGAGAAAAACCUUAUAAGUGCACAGAGUGUGGAAAGACCUUCGCUGCCAGUAGAACUUUAACAUCCCAUAAAAGGUUCCACACAGAAGAGAAACCCUAUAAAUGCCUGGAAUGUGGGGAGAUCUUCAGUUUUAUAAGUCACCUUACUUCCCAUAAGAGGAUCCACAGCAGAGGGAAACCUUCAGGUAGUCAAGAUAAAUAUUUGGAAAUAUACUUAACAGCAAGAUGUGCAACAAUUCAAGAAGGUAACUAUAAAAGAUUAACACAAGAGAUCAAAUUGGACUUGGAGAACUGAAAAACCUUGCAACUGUCAAUGAGAGGAAGAUUACCAAUCAUAGAAAUUAACAUCUUGCCGAAGGUACUUUUUUUGUCCCAAACGAUCCCUAUAUAAUUAGAGAAAAAAUACUUUGAUGAGCUAAAUACAAUAAUCUUGAAAUAUGUUAUACAAAAAAACCCAGCAAAAAUAAGAUGGAAAAUGCUGUAAGAAUCUAAAAACAACAAUGGGUUUGGGUUGCUGUAUUGGGAGCUUUAUUACCAGGCUUCCGUACUAACUUGGGUUAAAGAAUGGAUAAAUCUAAAGACAUAGAAGACUACUACUGUUGAGGGGACAUGAUCUGCAAUUGGGAUGGCAUGCCUUUUUGUGGUAUGAAAAGAAUAAAAUACAUAGAUAUUUUCAAAGGCACUAUGGAAGAAACACUCUACUCUUAGUAUUGGAAAAAGUUAAGGCAAAAAACUAUAUGCAAAUACCAGUUUGGUUUUCCACAAUGGAAGCACUGAUGCACCCAAAUGUUGUAAAUUUGGCAAAAAUUGUAACAAAGAUAUUCUGAACGAGGAAGGGGAAUUAAAAACAAAACAAGGUGUGGAGCUGGCAUGGUUGCUAUACCUGCAAAUACAAUCGAGAUAUGAGAAAGAUGAAAAGACACAUGGUCUCUAUAAAGAGCCAAGAACACUUGGUCAGAUACUAUUUGCAAUGGAUGUAGAAUUAAUAAAGAAAAUAUAUAGUUUUCUAUUAAAUCUUAAAAUGGAAGAUGAACAAGUGAGAGAAAUAAUGAUAGUAUGGCAAAAAGUUGAGGAUAGAAAUUAUAAAUUGACAAUGGCAACUACCUAUAAGGAAAGACAGUUCAAUAUUUAGGAACUCAGUUGACAGCAAGAUGUGGAACAAUCAAAGAAGUUAACUAUUACAAACUUAAACAACAAAUUAAGACAGAAAAAUGGGGUAAUAUGCAAUUGUCAUUAACAGGAAGAAUUGUGGCAAUUAAGAUUAAUAUAUUAUCCAAAGUGUUCUAUUUGUAUCAAAAAAUUCCAAUAAGCUUUGGAAAA